Messenger RNA from Manis pentadactyla (Chinese pangolin), 3588 nucleotides. RefSeq names its product armadillo repeat containing 9 (gene ARMC9). Gene Ontology annotation, molecular function: protein binding. The record is from RefSeq and is a predicted model, not a curated record. Lineage: Eukaryota; Metazoa; Chordata; Mammalia; Pholidota; Manidae. The transcript is spliced from 25 exons. Bases 732 to 3188 code for a protein of 818 amino acids. Gene Ontology annotation, cellular component: ciliary tip; ciliary basal body; centriole. Gene Ontology annotation, biological process: cilium assembly.
AUCACCCCGAAUCACAAAGAUUGUGACUCGCAGGCGCUCUUUCAGUGCUGGUGAACUUCAGUUCAAAAGCUCCACGUGCAGAAAGGGAUUUGAGCCCCUAUUUUAUUUUUAAGAACCCGAAUCACCUGGGGAAAAAAUUUCUCUAAAAUCCCUGGAAACGUCUGCAGCGGUGUGGAACCCUGAUCCUGGAGCUUGACGGCAGAUAAGGUGCGACACUUUUGGUUCUAAGUAGUCCUGGGUCAUGACUGGAAAUUGGGAAUAACAACGCCUAUUUGUUUUUCCAGUAACGCUGCGCUGUACCGUAAUCUUCUCGCCGGUUUUUAUUUCCCUGUGGUACCAGCUCCUUGAUGGUCAGGGGUUGGGCCUGGUCCGGUUCAUCCCCAGGCCGGCACAGUGCCCGGACCCACGUCUGGGGAAACGAAUGAAUGGGAAGUCGUCGGGAGGCGGUAGGGACAAGCGGCAGGACAGCGCGCGUCCCGCAUCGAGCACUGGACCCCAACCGUCGGCCCCGCCGUCAGCAAGGUUAACAGCCACCGUUCCCAAGGCUCCCGCCUAUCCUCCCAGGAUGCUCCGCGCCAGCUGCGCCCGGGGAUUGGCUGCGCCACCUCACGUGAUGACGGCGGCGGUUGCCGGGGCGACUGCUGUAAAGGUGGCGGCCGAGCCGGGUAGGCGCGAGUGUCUGAGGCAGAGCAGCAGAUUUUUGCUGUGAGGAUUGACAGUAACAGUUCAAUAUGGGGGAUAUUCUGGCUCCUGAAUCAGAAUUACUUGGACUAGUGAAAGAGUAUUUAGACUUUGCCGAAUUUGAAGACACCUUGAAAACAUUUUCAAAAGAAUGCAAAAUAAAAGGAAAACCAUUAUCUAAAACAACAGGUGGCUCUUUAAAGGACUCCCAAUCAUUGAUAAUCCAGAAGGACCUCAUUGCUGCAUUUGACAGUGGAGACCAGAAGGUGUUCUUCGACUUGUGGGAGGAGCACAUUCCCAGUUCCAUCCCAGAUAGAGACUCCGUUGCCCAGAAGUUGGAGUUCUACCUUCACAUCCACUUUGCCAUCUAUCUUCUGAAACACUCCGUAGGGAGACCUGACAAAGAGGAACUGGACGAAAGGAUUUCUUAUUUCAAAACCUACCUGGAGACCAAAGGGGCAGCACUGAGCCAGACCACGGAGUUUCUGCCUUUCUACGCCCUGCCUUUUGUUCCCAACCCUAUGGCCCACCCCUCAUUUAGAGAGCUCUUCCAGGAUUCUUGGACUCCAGAAUUAAAGUUGAAGUUGGAAAAGUUUCUGGCUUUAAUUUUUAAAGCCAAUAACACACCAAAGCUUUUAACAUUAUAUAGGGAGAAUGGACAAGGUAACAAAGAAAUGCUGCAGCAGCUCCACCAACAGCUGGUAGAAGCUGAGCGUAGGUCGAUGACAUACCUGAAGCGGUACAAUAAACUCCGGGCGGACUACCACAGGCUCAUUGGAGUCACGGCAGAGCUGGUGGACUCCCUGGAGGCGACGGUCAGUGGCAGGAUGAUCACGCCCGAGUACCUCCAGAGCGUGUGCGUCCGCCUCUUCAGUAACCAAAUGCGGCAGAGCCUGGCGCACAGCAUGGACUUCACCAGGCCCGGGACGGCUUCAACCAUGUUAAGAGCCUCCUUGGCACCUGUGAAACUGAAGGAUGUCCCAUUACUGCCCUCUUUGGAUUAUGAGAAACUGAAGAAGGAUUUGGUUUGGGGGAGUGACCGCUUGAAAGCCCUCUUGUUGCAGGCUCUGCGCUGGCGCUUGACCGCAUCCCAUCCUGGAGAGCAGAGGGAGACUGUUCUGCAAGCCUACGUCAGCAAUGACCUCUUGGACUGCCAUAGCCACAGCCAGCGGAGUGUGCUUCAGCUGCUGCACUCAAAGAGCGACGCGGUGCGGCAGUACAUGGCCCAGCUCAUCAAUGCUUUCGCGUCCCUGGCAGAAGGUCGCCUCUACCUUUCCCAGAACACGAAGGUGCUGCGGAUGCUGGAGGAAAGGCUGAAGGAGGAAGACAAGGACCUUGGCACACGGGAGAAUGUUCUCGGGGCCUUGCAGAAGUUCAGCCUCAGGCGCGCACUGCAGACAGCGAUGAUUCGAGAUGGCCUCAUCUUCUGGCUGAUUGACAUUCUGAAGGACCCCGACUGCCUGUCUGACUAUAUGCUGGAGUACUCGGUGGCUUUGCUCAUGAACCUCUGCCUCCGGAGUGCAGGGAAGAAUAUGUGUGCCAAGGUGGCCAGUCUUGUGCUGAAAGUUCUUUCGGAUCUGCUUGGCCACGAAAACCACGAGAUACAGCCAUAUGUGAAUGGAGCUCUGUACAGUAUCCUUUCUAUUCCAUCUAUUCGUGAGGAAGCAAGAGCAAUGGGAAUGGAGGACAUCCUUCGCUGCUUCAUCAAAGAAGGCGAUGCUGAAAUGACCCGCCAGAUUGAAUUUAUCAUCAAGCAGCUUAAUUCAGAAGAGCUACUGGAUGGGGUUCUUGAAUCCGAUGAUGAAGAGGAGGAAGAUGAUGAAGAGGACCAUGACACUAUGGAAGCUGCUCUGGACAAAGAUGAACUGAUCCAGCCCCAGCUUGGAGAACUCUCAGGGGAGAAGCUUCUGACCACAGAGUACUUGGGAAUCAUGACCAACACCGGGAAGACGAGGCAGAAGGGGCUGGCCAGUGUGCAGUGGGGCAGCAGCGAGCCCCUGCGCCGGCCAGUCACGCCCAGCGGCCACAGGACCGGGUGCCCAGUUCUGGAAGAGCAUCGCAUUUCUCCCCAGAUGGCUCAAAAUGCCAGAAACAGCUGCCUGCCACCCCUGCCCAGCGCCCACCUUCCCGUCUACAAGGAGGGCAAGCACCGUGACUCUGAGCCCUGUGUUUCCUCUUCGUCUGCCAUGGAUGCAAUGCCAGGAGAGUGGCUGCUGGCAGGACAUCAGGGAGAGCUGCACCGGCCCCCCACAGGGGCCCCCAGCUUGCCGAGGGAGGGGCCCAGGGCUCCGGGCAGUGGAGACACCGCCAGGGAAUUUACCUCAGCCGUCACCUGCAAGCCCUGGGCCCCCCAUACCCCAAGGAUCCAGGACCUGAACGCACCCAAGGCCAGGGCCUCGGCUCUGGCCCCUCAGUUCUCCUCAGGUGGCCCCCAGCAGGCCAGCCGCCCGGGCUCCACAGUGUCCUCCACGAGGGGCCUGCAGAGCAGCCAAUCCCACAGGAAGUGAGGAAGCUUUCUUCUCCCGUGUCACCAUCCCAUUGCCUGAGGAUGAGCCUGCUUCCCGUUUUCAGCCUGUCAGCAGCUGCAGGUGACAGAUAUGAAGAGGCAGUUGUCUACAAGCCAGCAGGUGGCUUAAGGAGCUGAGGACGGCUCUCCGGCAGCCCGGGGGCAGGCCUACACAGCCCCACACAACCCAGGCCCUGUCACCACUCUCCCCUGGAUGCCCCUCACACACGGAGGAGGAGAGGGCUCCACAGAGCUGGGCAGACAGCGCCAGCCAAGCCAGCAAGCCGUUCCGAGCUCAGCCAGAGAUGGGGCCUUGGCCUCUGAGAAAAUCAGCUCCCCUCACUUGGACCAACUAGGAGGAAACAAAAGGGGUUUAGAAUACGGGGAACUCAUUUGCAAGC